AUGGUUACAUCGUGUGAAAUAAGAUUUGAUAACAAUCCAAAAGCCACAUUUCAAUCUGGACAAACGAUAACAGGAACAGUGAUAUUGACAUUAACCGAAAAAAAGAAAUUUCGAGCGUUGUAUUUGAAGAUUGAGGGAAGUGCGAAAUGCAUGUGGACAGUUACGAAAGGUUGCAAUUUUCUAGGAACCGGAAAUAAACGGAGAUCGGUGACUUAUUCAGGGAAAGAAGAUUAUUUAAAUCAAGUGACUUAUCUGUUUGGCAGCCAAUCAGGAACAACACCCGUUCAGAUUCCAGCUGGAACCACAACAUACUCAUUCGCUUGUAUACUUCCGCAACAAAUUCCGUCAUCAGUUGAGGGAAAAUAUGGAAAUAUCAGAUACAGUUGCAAAGCAGUUCUGGAUCGUCCAUGGAAGUCUGACAAAGAGUUCAGACUCUCAUUUACUGUUAUCAAAGCAGAAGAUUUGAAUUUGGUAACGCCGAGCUUGUUUCUUCCGGCAAAGUCAGAAAUUAUUCGUCGAUUUUACUGCUGCUGUUUCAAGUCAAAGCCAUUUCAAAUGUGUGUAAGCAUUCCAUUCACUGGCUACGUUCCGGGACAAAAAAUUGAAGUUACCAUUCACAUGAACAAUCAAUCAAAUAUUGAUAUUGAAGGAACAAAAGUUUCAUUGGAACGUGGCAUUCAAUACAUCAGUCAAGCUCCAAGAAAGAAGAUUCGCUUCGAAAGUUUAACAGUUUGUGAAAUUUUCGGUACCGGAAUGCGUGCUUGUGGACUUGGUGAAUUCAAAAUUCUUCUUCCACUUCCUCCACUUGCUCCCACUAAUAUGGAUUACUGCAGUGUUCUCACAACAAGUUAUCAACUUAAAGUCCUCGCUAAAGCUUCGGGUGCUCACAAAAAUCCACAUUUAAACAUUCCAAUAACAAUCGGAACGAUUCCUCUAAGAUCAUCAGUUCAAGCGCCACAUUACGAUGCAGUUAUGAAUAAUUCAAUCGCUUCAUCAAGUAGCCAUCCAUCAGCUCCAAGGAACUUCAAUUUGCCACCACCAAGUUACGAAGAAGCUAUGAGAAUUGUGCCUGAAAUGACAGAAAAUAAUCACGAUUUCAUCACUCAUCCGGUUUGGAACUUUGGAAGUUCUCAACCACCAUCAGCAACGACAUCGCCAAGUAAAGUGCCUUAA
Molecule: messenger RNA, 1173 nt
Organism: Clunio marinus
Lineage: Eukaryota; Metazoa; Arthropoda; Insecta; Diptera; Chironomidae
Source: the annotation of a GenBank genome assembly